AGCCCUUUGACAGGUCUCCACAAAAGCAGUGCUGUCAACGUGCCAAAAGUCUCCACCUUCUUUUCGGUGUCAAAAACUAGACUAUCAAGAUGGGUCGUAUGCACGCUCCUGGCAAGGGUAUUUCCCAGUCGGCUCUGCCCUACAGACGUACCGUGCCUUCCUGGCUGAAGCUGAACGCUGAAGAUGUCAAGGAUCAGAUUAAGAAGCUGGGCAAGAAGGGUCUGACUCCCUCCAAAAUCGGCAUCAUCCUCCGUGACUCGCACGGCGUUGCCCAGGUGCGUUUCGUUAACGGAAACAAGAUCCUGCGCAUCAUGAAGGCGGUUGGUCUGAAGCCCGACAUUCCUGAGGAUCUGUACCACAUGAUCAAGAAGGCUGUCGCCAUCCGCAAGCAUCUGGAGCGUAACCGCAAGGACAAGGAUGGCAAGUUCCGUCUGAUUCUGGUCGAGUCCAGAAUUCACCGUCUGGCCCGCUACUACAAGACAAAGAGCGUCCUGCCACCCAACUGGAAAUACGAGUCGAGCACCGCCUCCGCCUUGGUGGCCUAAGCGUCCUCGAUCCGUCUGCUUUCCGCGUUCGUUAGUUGGUAGUUUGUUUUCAAUCUUGUGGGCUUACAUUCUUAACAAUGUACAACAAAUAAACCCAACAGAAAUAAAACUGGAAAUCGGAACUAUUUUAUAGAAUCUA
Molecule: messenger RNA, 684 nt
Organism: Drosophila bipectinata
Lineage: Eukaryota; Metazoa; Arthropoda; Insecta; Diptera; Drosophilidae
Gene: RpS13
Product: ribosomal protein S13
Biological process (GO): translation
Cellular component (GO): ribosome; nucleolus; cytosolic small ribosomal subunit
Molecular function (GO): small ribosomal subunit rRNA binding; structural constituent of ribosome
Source: RefSeq, a predicted model, not a curated record